Molecule: messenger RNA, 1404 nt
Organism: Penicillium antarcticum
Lineage: Eukaryota; Fungi; Ascomycota; Eurotiomycetes; Eurotiales; Aspergillaceae
Product: choline-phosphate cytidylyltransferase
Exons: 3
Coding region: 1-1404 (467 amino acids)
Biological process (GO): CDP-choline pathway
Cellular component (GO): nuclear envelope
Molecular function (GO): phosphatidylcholine binding; choline-phosphate cytidylyltransferase activity
Source: RefSeq, a predicted model, not a curated record
AUGUCCUCAACUUCACCAGUUGGCAAGCGCAAGCGCAGCGCCAGCCAUCUCCCAACCCCCGGCCCCAAGCCAGCAGACCUCCAACCCUCUUCACGCGACGCGUCCGGCGAAGAAGGCGAAGACUCAACCGCCUCCAACGCCAAUGCCGCCCCCAAUGCCACAUCUAAAUCUAAGAAAGGCGUGAACGAGUCGGUUCCGCCAUCCAAGCGCGCCCGCAAGGCUUCCGGCGAUGCAUCGCACUCCAGCGCCAACGGCACUCUUGGAAAGGAAGACCCCGGCGAGCCAUCUGAGACGACGGUUGCCAGUAGCGAUAUCGAGGGUGGCGCCCGCUCGACGCGGCCUGGCUUACAUAUUGAUUUGCCUGAGGAGGACAAGGUCGAGGCUCAGAUGGCGCCGCCUGUUUUCGGGUUACAGGAUCCUGUUGGGUAUCACACUAACCCGCCGCCGACGGGUCGGGCGGUGCGGGUUUAUGCGGAUGGUGUUUUUGAUCUGUUCCAUCUUGGUCACAUGAGACAGCUGGAGCAGGCUAAGAAGGCUUUCCCUGAUACUUAUCUGAUUGUUGGUGUUACUGGCGAUGAAGAGACACAUCUGCGGAAGGGAUUGACGGUUCUCAGUGGUGCCGAGCGCGCUGAGACUAUUCGUCACUGUAAGUGGGUGGAUGAAGUUAUUCCCUGCUGUCCGUGGGUCGUCACUCCGGAGUUCUUGUCCGAGCACCAGAUUGACUACGUUGCUCACGAUGAUCUGCCUUAUGGCGCUGCUGAGGGUGAUGAUAUCUAUGCUCCUAUCAAGGAGCAGGGCAAGUUCCUGGUGACGCAGCGCACAGAGGGUGUCAGUACCACUGGUAUUAUCACAAGAGUUGUCCGCGACUACGAUCAGUACAUUUCCCGGCAAUUCAAGCGCGGAGCCUCGCGUCAAGAAUUGAACGUUUCCUGGCUCAAGAAGAACGAGCUCGAAAUCAAGCGUCACGUCGUCGAGCUCCGCGACAACAUUCGCAACAACUGGACCAUGACCGGUCAAGAACUCGGCCGCGAACUGCGCCAGAUCUGGCAGAACAGCCGACCCGGCAGCCCCGCUCCCAGCGCCCGCAACAGCAUGGACUGGACCGGCAGCCGUGGACCCCUUGCCAGCCCUACCGGCGGCAGCAAGUCACACCUGUCGCGAGUUGGCGAAGUUCCCGCCCGGCCCGACAGCCCCAUGGGCUCUCGCCGGAACGAGGACUUCGCUACCGGUUACAGCCUGGGACUGAUUGGAGGCGUUCGCGCUUGGAUGGCCCGCAGCCGACAAUCCCUGCAUGAGCCUCCCAGUGGCUUGAACUCUCCCACAGAUGAGGAGCCGGAGUCUGAGCAUGCCAAUGGCUACGAGGAGGAGGUGCGUGGUCGCACCGGCCACGUCUCUGCUCAGUAG